AGCCAAAGCACACAAACAGUACUCUUCCAUCUCUGUGUGUUUCACCACGGACCAUUAUCUGUUGUCCCUGACACAGGUGCCCAGCUGGAAAGCUUCCCAAAUGGGCACCGCGAUGCCCCACGCUGCAGCCGUCCCCGCUCCUCCCUGCAGACCCACUGCUGGCUGCAAGCAGACACAGCACGGUCCCCUCCCUGCCUACAGCCCUUCAACAGAGCUUCAUGGACUGCUGGGCUCUGGAGUCCCACCAGCGGUGGCUCUGCAGGGAAAAGCAGCAAGGGCUCUUCAGCCAUGUCUCCCCUUGCCGCUCCCUUCUGCCAGGCCCCCGGCAUCAUCGUCUUUGUGACAUCACCGCGGUGCACCCAAGGGAUACGGGAGAGCACCCGCUGGUACCCACAGUCAGUCAGCGCCAGCAGCCUCUCCUGCCUGACUGUUGGGACUGGGCCUGGUUCUCCAGGGCAGUGGCUGCCGAGCGAACCGUGGGUCCAGGGCCGACAGCAGAAAUGGAAUGGGAGCCGGCUCCCGCACCAGCGCCAUCCCUUUGUGCUCCGCAUGCGCUGGGGCAGUCGGCAGACACGGCUGCUGCCGGCCCUUCAGGACAGGGGCAAACAGCGCCCUGUGACACAGCCGCAGCAGCCACACAGGAGGAGCGGGAUGUGCAACCCAGCAGCGAGGGACACGACACCGUCCGAAUCCCUCCUCUUUCCAACCGGAGCAGGGGCCCAGCCAGCGAAUUCUCAGGCCUCAGCUUUCCACAGAGGCUGUGGAAGAUCCUGGAAAGCAGCGAGUUUCGGUCCAUCUGGUGGGGUAUGGGAGGAAAAUGUGUGGCCAUCAGUGAAGAACUCUUCCAACAGGAGGUGCUGGGCCGGGUUUUCUCCACACAGAAGAUGAACUCUUUCCUCCGGCAACUGUACAACUACGGCUUCACCAGAGUGCACCCAGACUCCCAGAGAUCUGCCUCCCUGCCUGAAUUCCUUGCUGAGGAAGCAGCAGCCUCUUCUCACAGCAAGGUGCUCUACUACCACAGCCCCAGCUUCAGCAGAGAGCGUCCCCAGCUGCUGGAGCAGCACAAGAGGAAAGCUGCCAUCAAGCGGAACGCCCGGGGGGCAGCACAGGAGGAGGAAAAACAUCCCCCCAGAAGCGCCGAUGCGCAGCCUGCAGUGCACACGAGGGCAUCUCCACCCGCCAAGCGACGGAAUGGAGCACUUCCUGGCCCCAGCACUGCCCGUCCAUCCCCAAGGGCAGCCUAUCCCUCAAGCCCAGAGCCUGCCAGAGCAGCAGGCAGAGAGAGCUUCAUCCCUCCCAACCUCCGCUUCCCACUACCAUGGUGCCCAGCUGGAAAGCUUCCCAAAUGGGCACCGCGAUGCCCCACGCUGCAGCCGUCCCCGCUCCUCCCUGCGGACCCACUGCUGGCUGCAAGCAGACACAGCACGGUCCCCUCCCUGCCUACAGCCCUUCAACAGAGCUUCAUGGACUGCUGGGCUCUGGAGUCCCACCAGCGGUGGCUCUGCAGGGAAAAGCGGCAAGGGCUCUUCAGCCAUGUCUCCCCUUGCCGCUCCCUUCUGCCAGGCCCCCGGCAUCAUCGUCUUUGUGACAUCACCGAGGUGCACCCAAGGGAUACGGGAGAGCACCCGCUGGUACCCACAGUCAGUCAGCGCCAGCAGCCUCUCCUGCCUGACUGUUGGGACUGGGCCUGGUUCUCCAGGGCAGUGGCUGCCGAGCGAACCGUGGGUCCAGGGCCGACAGCAGAAAUGGAAUGGGAGCCGGCUCCCGCACCAGCGCCAUCCCUUUGUGCUCCGCAUGCGCUGGGGCAGUCGGCAGACACGGCUGCUGCCGGCCCUUCAGGACAGGGGCAAACAGCGCCCUGUGACACAGCCGCAGCAGCCACACAGGAGGAGCGGGAUGUGCAACCCGGCAGCGAGGGACACGACACCGUCCGAAUCCCUCCUCUUUCCAACCGGAGCAGGGGCCCAGCCAGCGAAUUCUCAGGCCUCGGCUUUCCACAGAGGCUGUGGAAGAUCCUGGAAAGCAGCGAGUUUCGGUCCAUCUGGUGGGGUAUGGGAGGAAAAUGUGUGGCCAUCAGUGAAGAACUCUUCCAACAGGAGGUGCUGGGCCGGGUUUUCUCCACACAGAAGAUGAACUCUUUCCUCCGGCAACUGUACAACUACGGCUUCACCAGAGUGCACCCAGACGCCCAGAGAUCUGCCUCCCUGCCUGAAUUCCUUGCUGAGGAAGCAGCAGCCUCUUCUCACAGCAAGGUGCUCUACUACCACAGCCCCAGCUUCAGCAGAGAGCGUCCCCAGCUGCUGGAGCAGCACAAGAGGAAAGCUGCCAUCAAGCGGAAGGCCCCGGGGGCAGCACAGGAGGAGGAAGAACAUCCCUCCAGAAGCGCCGAUGCGCAGCCUGCAGUGCACACGAGGGCAUCUCCACCCGCCAAGCGACGGAAUGGAGCACUUCCUGGCCCCAGCACUGCCUGUCCAUCCCCAAGGGCAGCUGCUCCCUCAAGCCCAGAGCCUGCCAGAGCAGCAGGCAGCAAGAGCUUCAUCCCUCCCAACCUCCGCUUCCCACCACCAUGGUGCCCAGCUGGAAAGCUUCCCAAAUGGGCACCGCGAUGCCCCACGCUGCAGCCGUCCCCGCUCCUCCCUACAGACCCACUGCUGGCUGCAAGCAGACACAGCACGGUCCCCUCCCUGCCUACAGCCCUUCAACAGAGCUUCAUGGACUGCUGGGCUCUGGAGUCCCACCAGCGGUGGCUCUGCAGGGAAAAGCAGCAAGGGCUCUUCAGCCAUGUCUCCCCUUGCCGCUCCCUUCUGCCAGGCCCCCGGCAUCAUCGUCUUUGUGACAUCACCGCGGUGCACCCAAGGGAUACGGGAGAGCACCCGCUGGUACCCACAGUCAGUCAGCGCCAGCAGCCUCUCCUGCCUGACUGUUGGGACUGGGCCUGGUUCUCCAGGGCAGUGGCUGCCGAGCGAACCGUGGGUCCAGGGCCGACAGCAGAAAUGGAAUGGGAGCCGGCUCCCGCACCAGCGCCAUCCCUUUGUGCUCCGCAUGCGCUGGGGCAGUCGGCAGACACGGCUGCUGCCGGCCCUUCAGGACAGGGGCAAACAGCGCCCUGUGACACAGCCGCAGCAGCCACACAGGAGGAGCGGGAUGUGCAACCCGGCAGCGAGGGACACGACACCGUCCGAAUCCCUCCUCUUUCCAACCGGAGCAGGGGCCCAGCCAGCGAAUUCUCAGGCCUCAGCUUUCCACACAGGCUGUGGAAGAUCCUGGAAAGCAGCGAGUUUCGGUCCACCUGGUGGGGUAUGGGAGGAAAAUGUGUGGCCAUCAGUGAAGAACUCUUCCAACAGGAGGUGCUGGGCCGGGUUUUCUCCACACAGAAGAUGAACUCUUUCCUCCGGCAACUGUACAACUACGGCUUCACCAGAGUGCACCCAGACUCCCAGAGAUCUGCCUCCCUGCCUGAAUUCCUUGCUGAGGAAGCAGCAGCCUCUUCUCACAGCAAGGUGCUCUACUACCACAGCCCCAGCUUCAGCAGAGAGCGUCCCCAGCUGCUGGAGCAGCACAAGAGGAAAGCUGCCAUCAAGCGGAAGGCCCCGGGGGCAGCACAGGAGGAGGAAGAACAUCCCCCCAGAAGCGCCGAUGCGCAGCCUGCAGUGCACACGAGGGCAUCUCCACCCGCCAAGUGACGGAAUGGAGCACUUCCUGGCCCCAGCACUGCCCGUCCAUCCCCAAGGGCAGCUGCUCCCACAAGCCCAGAGCCUGCCAGAGCAGCAGGCAGAGAGAGCUUCAUCCCUCCCAACCUCUGCUUUCCAC
Pezoporus flaviventris is the source of this 3813-nucleotide messenger RNA. RefSeq lists its product as uncharacterized. The transcript has 6 exons. The record is from RefSeq and is a predicted model, not a curated record. NCBI's taxonomy places the organism in Eukaryota, Metazoa, Chordata, Aves, Psittaciformes, Psittacidae. The coding region runs from base 219 to 3686 and encodes 1155 amino acids. Gene Ontology annotation, molecular function: DNA-binding transcription factor activity; sequence-specific DNA binding. Gene Ontology annotation, biological process: regulation of DNA-templated transcription.